ACGAAAUAAAUUCUGAAUUAUGUAAAUUCGAGUUUGGCCCUCACAAUUGUUUCUUGCUGGUUUAUGAGAUGAUUACCUUUGUUGACCAAAAAAAACCGGCACCGUUUAAUGUCUUACCUAAAAUUAUAAAUGGCGGAAUUGCCGGUAUUAUUGGCGUGACAUGCGUCUAUCCACUGGAUAUGGUAAAGACUCGCCUGCAAAGCCAGCAAAUCGGUCCCAAUGGCGAGCGCAUGUACACCAGCAUUGCUGACUGUUUUCGAAAGACGAUCGCCAGCGAGGGAUUUUUUGGAAUGUACCGGGGCUCCGCGGUCAACAUCUUGUUGAUCACUCCCGAAAAGGCCAUUAAACUGACGGCCAACGACUACUUCCGUUAUCAAUUGGUCAACGAAGAGGGUGUUGUAACAUUGCCUCGAGCGGCAUUGGCCGGCGGUCUAGCGGGAAUGUUUCAGAUCGUGGUCACAACACCCAUGGAGUUGCUCAAGAUCCAGAUGCAGGAUGCCGGCCGCGUGGCCGCUGCGGAUCGAGCAGCAGGAAGAGAAGUGAAGCAGCGGACGGCCAUGGGCUUGACCAAGCAGCUCCUGCGGGAGCGUGGCAUCCUGGGUCUGUACAAGGGAAUAGGUGCCACCGGAGUGCGCGACAUCACCUUUUCCGUUGUGUACUUUCCGCUGAUGGCCAUUAUAAAUGACAAAGGGCCACGAAAGACGGAUGGCUCCGGUGAGGCGGUCUUCUACUGGUCCAUGCUGGCCGGACUUCUGGCUGGGAUGACUGCCGCCUUCCUCGUCACUCCAAUGGAUGUGAUCAAGACCAGGCUACAGGCCGAUAGCGAGCGUCGGUUCAACGGCAUCCUCGAUUGUGUGGGGCAGAUCCUUAAAAAUGAGAGUGUAACGGCAUUUUUUAAAGGUGGUCUAUGUCGAAUGAUGGUGGUUGCUCCACUUUUUGGGAUCGCGCAAAUGUUCUACUUUUUGGGCGUGGGCGAGAUGAUUUUAGGCAUCGAAAAGAAAAAAUCUGUGUAAAAUCGUUUGAGACAGGGGUUUGCAGUCAUUUGUACCAUUCCCGUAUUUCGUUUCAUUAUUGUUUCACCUAAAAAUGGAUUUAUGAGAAUGUAACUUUUAAAUUUUCUUUUAAGGACCUAUCAGUUUAUAA
This is a messenger RNA of Drosophila ficusphila, 1143 nucleotides long. RefSeq names its product mitochondrial glutamate carrier 1 (gene GC2). The transcript has 3 exons. Lineage: Eukaryota; Metazoa; Arthropoda; Insecta; Diptera; Drosophilidae. Gene Ontology annotation, biological process: malate-aspartate shuttle; L-glutamate transmembrane transport; aspartate transmembrane transport. Gene Ontology annotation, molecular function: L-glutamate transmembrane transporter activity; L-aspartate transmembrane transporter activity. Bases 69 to 1013 code for a protein of 314 amino acids. The record is from RefSeq and is a predicted model, not a curated record.